AUGGCAACGCUGUCGCAGCAGCAACAAGUGCCGCCGUCGUCGCCGGGUGGGAUGCUGAAGGGCCUCGCGUCAACCUCGUCGCUGGCCUCGAUCAGCUCCGCAGCCCCAGCCCCAGCCCCAGCCUCGGCCUCUGCAACGGCCUCUGCAACGGCAACUGCGUCGGCCUCGUCCCCACUGGCAGCAGCAGAGUCUGCGCUCGUGCUGGGCGCCUGGCACCGUCCCGCCGCCCCGCCGUCUGCCCUCGGCUCCGCUUCCGAGUCCGCCGUCUUCCUCCUGCAGAGCCCAGCCGGCACGCUCCUCCUGCCGUGGAAGCGAACAAUGCUGAAGCACCUCGUCGAGCGCAACGGCGCGCAGUGCGACAGUUUCGCCUCGCUCAUCGACCACCACAUCAAGCAGAUGGACGUGCUGGACGAGCACCAAGCGAAAAUGACAUCGGCAACGCGAGAACUAGCGUCGCUGCAGCAGGAAAACAGAGAGCUCAAGCACCAGCUGGCCAUGUCAAAAGACCACAGCGAAAUGUCGAGCGCGCUCGCGGUGCGCGACAAGGUGUCGGCGUUGGAAGAAAAGCUCCAGCGAACGCAGGAAGAGCUGACGGAAUCGUACAAGCUGAAGGGCCAAAACGCCCAAAUGUUGCUGGAUCUCUCGCAGCAAAUCAAAGUCAAGGACGAAGAGCUCCGACAGCGCCAAACAGAGCACAAGGAGCUGCUAGCUCGCAUUGCUACGAGCGAGAAGGCGUGCGAGGACGUUACGGCGCGGUUUAACGAGUCGAUGGUCGCCAUUCAAAUCCUCCAAGACGAGCUCCAAGCCCUGCAGCUUGAGCUCUUGAAAGUCGAAGAGCGCAACAAGAUUCUCGAGGUCGAAAACACGAGUUUGGUCGAGCGCUGGCUGCGCAAGAUGAACGAAGAAGCGCUCAAGAUGAACGAAGCCAACAUGUUCUACGAAUCUGUCGUUGACAUGAAGAAGCGCGAGGCUCUCAUGGAUGCGGCGCAAGACAAGCUCUCGUUGAUUCGCCAGGCUGAUUAG
Capsaspora owczarzaki ATCC 30864 is the source of this 1023-nucleotide messenger RNA. Its product is annotated as tipD. Lineage: Eukaryota; Filasterea; Ministeriida; Capsasporidae. The transcript has 2 exons. Gene Ontology annotation, biological process: autophagosome assembly. The coding region runs from base 1 to 1023 and encodes 340 amino acids. The record is from RefSeq and is a predicted model, not a curated record. Gene Ontology annotation, cellular component: autophagosome membrane.